AGUUAUAAGCCCCGUUCAGUUUAAAUUGUUUUUGUGUAAAAAAUAUCUUUUGAAAUACGCAAAAAAUUAGCAAAAAAGUCCACAAAUGGAAGUAGCUCAAAGCAUUCAACAAACUUCAUUCGAUCAGUUUCAUAAGCUGAUAAAAGAGAAAUCAGCUAAUAAAGCAGAAAUAACAAAAAUUAUUGAAGAUAUUUUGGAAUCACCGUCAUUGAAUACUUUUUCUGAAUUCUUACAUUUAAAAGAAAUCGAUGAGCUUAAAUCCGGCGAGUACGAAAAACAUUAUAAUACAUUGAAUUUAUUUGCUUUUGGAACUUACCGUCAGUUCUUGGAAAAGAAACAAAAAAUUAUAUCAUUAAGUCCAAUCAUGGAUAAAAAGCUUAAGCAUCUCACAAUACUUACACUUGCAACUCAAAAGAAGACACUGCCCUAUGAUGAUCUCAUGGUUGAGUUGGAUAUAGCAAAUGUUCGUCAUUUGGAAGACAUCAUUAUCGAAGCAAUUUAUGCAGAAUUAAUCAAUGGAAAAUUGGAUCAAAAAAAUCGGCAAUUGGAGAUUGAUUAUGCUGUGGCUCCAGAUAUUCAAACUGAAAACAUCCAGGACAUUGUGAAUAUUCUAACUGAUUGGCUUAAAUCAUGUGAAAGCUGUUCAAGUUGUCUUCAAGAACAAAUUGAGAAUGCCAAUGCUGAAAAAGUCAAGAGAGCCAAGCAUAAAGAACAUUUAGAGGAGAAAUUGGCAGAAGUUAAAAAGAACAUAAAGAAACAAUCAUCAAACACUCAACAACAGAAUUUUGAGGGUGAAGACGGAGAUUUCUUGAUGGGGCCAGAGAAAAAUCUCAAUACAAAAGAAAAACGAGGACGUCCAAAGCAGGGAACAUCGAAAGCUCCUUGGUUUAAGACGUUCAAUUAAGAGUGCUUGAAAAACAUCUCUUAAAUGUGUUACAUCUUGAAAUAAUAUUCAAACUUACCAAUUUCCACAUGAUUCAAUUAAAUAAAUAUUUCUAUUAGUUUUCGAUGGAAAGUUAUUU
Molecule: messenger RNA, 1022 nt
Organism: Clunio marinus
Lineage: Eukaryota; Metazoa; Arthropoda; Insecta; Diptera; Chironomidae
Source: the annotation of a GenBank genome assembly